Molecule: messenger RNA, 1404 nt
Organism: Penicillium subrubescens
Lineage: Eukaryota; Fungi; Ascomycota; Eurotiomycetes; Eurotiales; Aspergillaceae
Product: Rab family GTPase
Exons: 2
Coding region: 209-1189 (326 amino acids)
Biological process (GO): intracellular protein transport
Cellular component (GO): endomembrane system
Molecular function (GO): GTP binding; GTPase activity
Source: RefSeq, a predicted model, not a curated record
GCUGAUUCCGCUUUGUUUGGGUCUUCCUUGUUUUUAGCGGAUCGCGGGGAGGGACACUUUUUCAUCUUCUUUUUCUUCAUCUUUUCACUUUUUUGGCCCAUUUUUCGAGAGUUUCUCAACUGCAGUUUUCAUUGCUGCAUUCUUUCGGCCCUCCCACCCCGAUCAUGCGAAUGCGAACGGUCGGCCCCGCUCGCCCCAACCCCGCGCCAUGAGCUCCUCCCUCGAGGCCAAGAUAGUCGUGCUGGGCGCACAAGGCGUCGGCAAAACCUCCCUCGUCCAGCGCUACGUCCGCAACGCCUUCAACCCAGCCACCACCACCUCCACCGUCGGCGCGUCCUUCGUCACCAAGCGCGUCCUCGACACAACCUCCGACACCACCGUCCGCCUCCAAAUCUGGGACACAGCCGGGCAGGAGCGUUUCCGCUCGAUAUCACGGCUCUACUACCGCGGCGCACACGCCUGCCUCCUCUGCUAUGACAUCACCGACGAAAACAGUUUCCAGGAGAUGGCCGGCUGGCUGCGCGAGCUGAGGCGGAAUAUCGGCGGCGGAGGAGGAGGAGCAGGCGAGGGCGAUACCGACCCGCUCGUGAUUCACGUCGUCGGCACAAAGAGCGAUAUCGUCGCCGUGGACCCGGCUAAGAGGCGUGUUCCAUUUGAGCGAACGAUCGCGUAUGUCGCCGAGCAGUUGUAUCCGAGUCGAGCUUCGACGCCGCCGCCUACGGCUGGGAUGGGCGGUAUGAGCAUGGGACUGGGCUUUGGAUCUGCUAUGUUUGGGGGCAGUGGUGGGACCGGGACGAGUGCGUCUGGUGCUAGUCCCGGUGUGUUACAGAGCCCUGAUAGUAAGCGCAGUUCAGCGUUCUGGGGCCAGGAGAUUGGGUGGGAUUGUUGUCAUGAGAUUAGUGCCAAGGAUGGAGAGGGCAUUGAUGAGGUUUUUCGGGUGAUUACUCGGAAGUUGGUUGAGCAGCGGAAUCGGCGUGAUGCUGAGUUGGCGUUGUCGGCUGUUGGGACCCCCGGGAUUGAUGUGCCUAUCGGUCCGUUUACGCCGGGUGGUGUUGAUGGGACUGGGAGUUUUAGGUUGGGGUAUGGUGAUAAGAGACGCAGUUGGUUGGGAUUGGCGACGCCGACUGUGGGGGAGGCUGAGGAGGUUCAGGUGAUGAAUACUGCGCAGAAACGUGGACGGUGUUGUUGAUUUUUUUAUUGUUUCGUCUGACUUUGGUCUUGGUUGUGUUUUGAUCAUAUUUUUGCGAUGAUAUCUCCGGAGGUGGGCUGCAUUUAAAGAUUGGCGUUGUUUGUUUAGCGCUGGAUCUAUCGGUCUAAUGAUUUCUUCAUCUCGAGUUGUUAUGCUUUGCUUGAGUAUUAGUCUUCAAUUCAAGUUCAUCCUAAUAAAUUUUCUUUUUACUCCGA